AGAUACCUGACGAUACAACAGUUGUGUCCUUCAAGAUUACAGGGAAAGGCCAAGCUCUACUCUCGCUACAAUGGAAGUACAACAUCGUGACCAGUCCUCCGAAUAACAACACCAACAAGUUCACCCUGGACACAAACACAGAAGCAAUCAACAACGAUAUCUUCGAUACCAUCAUUGAUUUCCAAUUGUUGGACAAAGAAGAAAGUGGAGGAAUGGCCCUUGUCACUUACACAGCCCCCUCAGGUUUCUCAACAGACAUUGAACGUGUAACUGGAGUAGCACGCAAGGAAACUAAUGGCAAAACUGUGACCCUCUACAUCAACAAUCUCCAGAUGGACCGGAAACAGCUGCGUCUCCAGUCCUUCCGAACCCAGGAUGUAGCGGAUGUCAAGAACGGAGUAGUCUCCGUUGAAAUGUACUACAAUCCAGUCGCAAGCAAGACUGUGACCUAUGACCUCCCGGAUGCAGUGAAAUUGACGGCCUGUCAGUUAAGCGGGGACAUGGAUGACGCAUGUCCUAAACCCCGGAAUCCUAAUGGUGCCUCGUCUGCCACACCCACCAAGCUUCUACUCACCAUCGUCUCAACUCUCAUGUUGAUGACUAACUUGAACUAGAGUUACCUCCCCAGAGCUCCUCAACAUGACACAAAUUUUAACAAGAAUGACAUAAAAAAUUAUCUAUGACAGUUUAAUUAAAGACUUCCAAGCAAUGAGUCUCACUUCUACAAAAGGAAUUCAACUUGAUCUUAUUUAACAGGUACCAUGUUAUUUUAAAAUCUGAUUUGUUCUGCAUUUUGGAGCUUAUUUAUUACUUGUACAUUGUAUCAUGAUCAGAAUUUAGAAAAUUUGCUAUUUUAUUGAUUUGCAUGUAAUUGCUAUCUUAUCGAUUUGCUUGUAAGUAGAGAAGACUGAGAGAGCAGGGAGCUAACAGGGGGAAAGCUGAUCUUCCCGGGGAAUGGUUAGGAAUCUAUGUAGUUGUGAAGUUAGUUGCUACUAUUGAAUUCUUUAGCCUCUAAAUGAGGUCAAACUUGGGAGUAGGGCUAGGGUGGGGGUUGGGUGUGUGGCCGUGGGGAGUCUCUAUAGGGUUAUAUUUGGGUUAGGGUUAGGGCUAGGGUGGGGGUUGGGUGUGUGGCCGUGGGGAGUCUCUAUAGGGAUAUAUUAUGGUUAGGGUUAGGGCUAGGGUGGGGGGUGGGGGUGUGGCCGUGGGGAGUCUCUAUAGGGUUAUAUUCGGGUUAGGGUUAGGGCUAGGGUGGGGGUUGGGUGGGUGGCCGUGGGGAGUCUCUAUAGGGUUAUAUUCGGGUUAGGGUUAGGGCUAGGGUGGGGGUUGGCUGUGUGGCCGUGGGGAGUCUCUAUAGGGUUAUAUUAUGGUUAGGGUUAGGGCUAGGGUGGGGGGUGGGGGUGUGGCCGUGGGGAGUCUCUAUAGGGUUAUAUUUGGGUUAGGGUUAGGGCUAGGGUGGGGGUUGGGUGGGUGGCCGUGGGGAGUCUCUAUAGGGUUAUAUUCGGGUUAGGGUUAGGGCUAGGGUGGGGGUUGGCUGUGUGGCCGUGGGGAGUCUAUAGGGUUAUAUUUGGGUUAGGGCUAGGGCUAGGGUUAGGGCUAGGGCUAGGGUUGGGGGUUGGCUGUGUGGGCUUGGGGAAUCUAUAUAAGGUUUUAUUAGGGACUAGAUAUAUUUGCUUAUACAAAGGUUUUUAGUAAAUAUCUAUUUGGCUUUCCUUCUGUGUGUAUUAAGUUGGCUUUUUAAACUAACAUGUAGGUCUCAACAAAAAUGGUCACUUAAUUAGAAGAGUCCUAAUGACAAGGAUUAAUUGUCCUCAUAUCAAAGUCCUUUGGCCCAAUAAGUGUGACAGAAGGAGGCAAACUUCACCAUGGAUCAUGAUAGAAAAACAACGAUUUAUAAGUUAGCUUUUGACAAAUUUUGCCAGAAGAGUUCUUGUGAGCAUGGGCUUCAGACCAAAGCGAGCGGGAAGGUUUAUGUCUCCUUUAUUCUCCUAAUCAAAGAAUGAAAACUGUUUUAAUGAACUCGCUUACAAAUUUUACUCAUUUUUAAUUUGUUUUUGUAUCAAGUUUCUUAUCAAAUUUUCAAAAACCUUUGGGUGUUAAAUCAUUAUGCAAAU
Molecule: messenger RNA, 2111 nt
Organism: Mizuhopecten yessoensis (Yesso scallop)
Lineage: Eukaryota; Metazoa; Mollusca; Bivalvia; Pectinida; Pectinidae
Exons: 5
Coding region: 213-614 (133 amino acids)
Cellular component (GO): extracellular region
Source: RefSeq, a predicted model, not a curated record